AUGGACCCAGUAUCGGCCUUCAGCCUCGCGGUCAAUGUCUUGUCUGUCGUCGACUUCUGCAAGACCUUUCUCGAAAUUCUGGAGCAAGUCAAGGAUGCUGGUUCCUCGUCCGCCACACGAGACAUUGUCGACAUCAACAGCAGCUUGAAGGCAUCUACCGCCAAACUUACGCCGGAAUUGUUCGCCGAAGGCGAAAAUGAGGCGGCACGUACUCUCUCAGCAGCUUUCAAGAACCUUGUCCAAGAGUGCCAGACCUUGUCAGACGAAUUGAUACAUCUCGCAGAAGACCUUUCUGUGGCGAGUGCGAGCAAGCUCGUAUCGAAGGUCAAGGUCACAACUCGCACGAUGUGGAGUCAUGGCAAGAUUCAGGAGAAGAAAACCCGACUGGAAGCGAUUCGCCAACAGCUUUUGUUUGACAUUGUCGUCCCCAUGGCCGCGAGAGAGAAGACGCAAACAGGGCCAUGCAAAAACGUCUCCAUGCUUUUCAAGAAGAGCACGCUGCUGUGCAGGCUGUGCAGGCCGAGCGACACGUUGAGAUUGUCUCUAUUCUGA
Molecule: messenger RNA, 552 nt
Organism: Colletotrichum higginsianum IMI 349063
Lineage: Eukaryota; Fungi; Ascomycota; Sordariomycetes; Glomerellales; Glomerellaceae
Product: Small s protein
Exons: 3
Coding region: 1-552 (183 amino acids)
Source: RefSeq, a predicted model, not a curated record